Prunus avium (sweet cherry) is the source of this 1357-nucleotide messenger RNA. RefSeq names its product translocase of chloroplast 34. Gene Ontology annotation, molecular function: GTP binding; protein-transporting ATPase activity. Gene Ontology annotation, biological process: intracellular protein transport. The record is from RefSeq and is a predicted model, not a curated record. NCBI's taxonomy places the organism in Eukaryota, Viridiplantae, Streptophyta, Magnoliopsida, Rosales, Rosaceae. Gene Ontology annotation, cellular component: chloroplast outer membrane.
CUAAAAAUUGCAAAUUGCAAGUGUGCAACAAAGUACUUGACUUAUCCUUACCGCCCUAAGCCUCUCUUGUUCUCGCUCUCCCUUGCUCGUUUCUCUCUACCUCUGGCUCCCACAUCUUAGCACAGACAAACGGAGAGCUAGUUUGGAAAUUGAGCCAUGGCAUCCCAGAUAAUUAGAGAAUGGGCUGGAAUAAAUAGCUUCGCACCUGCCACCCAGACUAAGUUGCUUGAAUUGCUGGGAAAACUGAAGCAAGAGAAUGUGAACAGUUUGACCAUUCUUGUGAUGGGGAAAGGUGGAGUUGGAAAAUCAUCCACUGUCAAUUCACUCAUUGGUGAAAGGGCUGUUUCUAUAAGUCCUUUUCAGUCUGAAGGAACAAGAGCUGUGAUGGUUUCACGUUCAAGGGCAGGGUUUACAUUGAACAUCAUUGACACCCCCGGGCUUAUAGAGGGAGGAUAUGUUAAUGACAUGGCACUUAAUAAUAUAAAAAGUUUCCUUCUGAACAAGACCAUAGAUGUGCUACUCUAUGUGGAUCGAUUGGAUGCAUAUCGGGUGGAUAACCUGGAUAAGGAGGUUGUCAAAGCCAUAACGGAUAGUUUUGGUAAAGGAAUAUGGAAUAGGGCUUUGGUUGUCCUGACACAUGCUCAGCUCUCACCACCAGAUGGUUUGCCUUAUGAAGAGUUUGUCUCCAAAAGAUCUGAAGCUCUUCUAAAAGUUGUUCGUCUUGGUGCUGGGUUGAAAAAACAGGAUGCACAGGCUUCAAGUAUUCCUGUUGUUUUGGUUGAGAACAGCGGGAGAUGUAACAAGAAUGAAGGUGAUGAAAAGGUUCUUCCCAAUGGAACUGCUUGGAUACCUCAUUUAGUCCAAACAAUCACAGAAGUCAUCUUGAGUGGCAGCAAGUCGAUCUAUGUUGACAAAAAGUUGAUUGACGGGCCAAACCCUAAUGAGAAAGGAAAGUUUUUAAUUCCUCUGAUCUUAGCAAUCCAGUAUUUCUUUGCCAUUAAACCGAUUGAACGAGCAAUCAAGAAUGAUAUUGCCAAAGAGAGUAGACCAUCGUGGGAGAUGCGGGAUUCCGGUGUAGCUGGUCGCAAGUUUUGAUUUGGUCUUGGGCCAUCUAUUCUCUUGAAAGUUUUACUGGUGUUUUCGUGUUCCGAUGCUGAUCAUCUAUCUUUUCUUUUCUUUUUUCCUUUUUUCUUUUGCCUUUUUCCGGGUAGCAGUUAAAGUAGUCAGUUGUGAGAUUCUGCAGUAUGAGUAUUCUGCGGCAUAUGGAUGUUGUCUUGAGGAAUCAGAUUUUGUACUGUAAUUAGCACAUCCUUUAUGUUAUUUGUGUUGCCAUAUAUUAAGUGUUGCAUGUGUGAAA